This is a messenger RNA of Geodia barretti, 2552 nucleotides long. The record is from the annotation of a GenBank genome assembly. Lineage: Eukaryota; Metazoa; Porifera; Demospongiae; Tetractinellida; Geodiidae.
GUCGUCGGCAGUCGUUCGUAUCCAGACGCCCUCUCAAGGUACGGCAGUGUUCAACUGUGCAACGUUUCCCCAGCUACACAACUUAGUCCGAAUUCCUGGAGAGCAAGUAGCUAGUGGUCAGUGUCGGAGAUAUUGUUUACAACCGCUGAAGAUCUACAAGUGAGAGAGGGGCUGAGGUCACCAUGACAACAGGCCACGUUCAAGGUCGCAGGAUGCGGUACCCUGAACUGGAGAGUCGCUACGAACUCCACGAGACUCUCGGCACUGGUGGGUUUGCAAAGGUCAAAGCAGCUGUCCACAAGCUCACGGGUGAAAGGGUUGCAGUGAAGAUCAUGAAUAAGAAGGGGCUAGGGGCUGAUCUUCCGAGAGCAUUCAGAGAGAUUGGUUGUCUGAAGAAACUGCGACAUCAGCACAUCUGUCAACUGUACGAAGUAAUCGAAACACCAGAAAUGAUCUACCUCGUGAUUGAGUUCUGUCCAGGAGGCGAGCUAUUUGACUACAUCGUGGCUAAGGAGAGACUGAGAGAAAAGGAGGCGCGGUCUUUCUUCCGACAGAUCCUCUCGGCUCUCAGAUAUGUCCACGACAGAGGAUUCAUUCACAGAGAUCUCAAACCGGAAAACCUGUUACUGGAUGAGAACUCUAAUAUCAAACUCAUAGACUUUGGUCUCGUGGCAGAACCUGACGAUCCACAGGAUUUGUUGGCCACUUGUUGCGGGUCUCCUGCCUACGCUGCUCCAGAACUGAUUAGAGGAGGCCCCUACAUCGGAACGAGGGCAGACGUCUGGUCGCUAGGGGUACUGCUCUACGCCCUGCUAAACGGGUUUCUCCCGUUUGACGACGACCACACCCCCUACCUCUACAAACUCAUUCAGAAAGGAGAGUAUGAGACACCAGAAUGGCUGAGCCUCGAGAGUAUCAGCAUUAUCAAGAAACUACUGCAAACCAAUCCAGAGAGGAGGAUAGCAGUGGACGAUCUCCUGUCCAACAAGUGGGUCAUGAGUGGCCAUCAGAGCGAGGUGGAGUGGGCCAGCAGAAUAGACCUAUCUGAACUGGACACUGAGUGUGUGAAGGUUCUGGCUGACUACAAUGGAUACUGCUACGAGGCCAUGGAAGAUGACUUGUGCAAGUGGCGAUAUGAUGAAACGACGGCCGCUUAUCUUCUGCUCCUCCAACAGAAACUUCGUGGCAAGCAACCAAAGAUUCUUCUUCCUCCAAAGAACAGUGUAGUUGUCACUACUAGAGUGGGCAGUGACCUGAUGUCUCCUCUACUCACUAGUAUGGCACCGAAAGAGCUGUCUUCGUCAUCAACGGAAACAGAGAGAGAGGGAGAGAGGAGAGGGAGGAGGGAGGGAGGUGAGAGGGAGAGAGAGGAGGGAGAAGAGGAUGAGGACGAGGAGGGAUUCCACACGCCAGAGGAAGAACCAGGGAAAGAGAACGCACGCCCUGCUGACCCCAACUCAGCUGCAUCCCCGCCACCCCAGUCAGGGACCAGGAGGAUAUCGCUGGGUCAACCCAUGCACCCUCCGGACGGGGAGAUGACACGACUGGCACUACAGAAACACCUGGAGAGACUGGUUCCGCAGAGGCUGCAGCCUCCCUCGGAAUUGAACCCUAUGAUGACAGCUCCCCACGUUCCCUCACUCCUUACGACGAAGACGAGAUAUUCAUGAGCGGCGCCAUGUCCCUCCCUCCGAAUGCAGUCAGCUUCCUGGCCACGCCCACCAGGUCAAAGAGAUCGACUGCAUUUCCGUUCUCCCCAUCUUCAGACUUCAGGGUGAUGUAUUCCAGUCUGAAAAACCCCGUGAAGAAAACCUGUUCGUAUGACGCUCAGUUGAACAGGAUAGUCCACGACCCCAAGCACUCCCUGCUACCUCAGUCAUCCACUCCUCAACCCACUCGCAAGAAGAGAAUGGGAAGUAUUCCUGGUCAGCUACUGAAGAAGGCAAAGAGGGUCUUCACUCCACGCAGCAUUCGCCGCAACGACCAGGGAGAACCCCGUAGGAUCAAGGGGGUGUAUGAUGUGACGUCGACGUCGAUGAAGAGUCCAGAUUAUGUGUUGUCUGAGAUUGAGAGAGUACUCAGUGACAUGUCCAUCGAGUACAAGAGAAAGAACUACCUCCUCCGCUGUAAGUACAGCAAGAUAUCGACCGACAAGAGGACAAAGAGAGUAGAGUUUGAUCUGGAAGUCUGCUUCAUCCCCACCAUCGACAUGAUAGGAGUGCGCCGCAAGAGGAUGAAGGGGGACACGUGGGAUUUCAAGAACGUCUGUGGAGAGAUCUUUAGACUAAUACACAUCUAGUAUCCCACCCUCUCCUCUCGCCUAUGUAACAGUCUAGUUCACUAUUGUACUAACCCUCCACUGGACACUUUGUGCGUGUCUGCUGGGUAGCUGAUAUACAAUAGCCUCACUUAUUAUUAUUAUAAUUAUACUGGCUGUCUUACCAGUUUAAUAAGAUUUUUAUGACAUGGCCCUUAUUUAGUAUUUAUACCAGUUUUAUUAUUUUUUUUUAUGACAUGCACUCUCUAAAUUAUACACGUAAAGAGUAAUAGUU